This is a messenger RNA of Aureobasidium namibiae CBS 147.97, 1911 nucleotides long. RefSeq names its product Nucleotidyltransferase. Lineage: Eukaryota; Fungi; Ascomycota; Dothideomycetes; Dothideales; Saccotheciaceae. The coding region runs from base 1 to 1911 and encodes 636 amino acids. The record is from RefSeq and is a predicted model, not a curated record. The transcript has 2 exons. Gene Ontology annotation, biological process: double-strand break repair via nonhomologous end joining. Gene Ontology annotation, cellular component: nucleus. Gene Ontology annotation, molecular function: DNA binding; DNA-directed DNA polymerase activity.
AUGCCGAAGUCGACUUUGCAGCUUGCAUCUCUACCUCCCAUAUUCGUUUCGGAGUCCCACUUGGAUACCUGCGAGUUACACGAAAUCGAAGAUGAUGUUGUCGAAGUUGGUGGCUUACUCUCCUAUGACUUGAAAGAAGCACAGAUUGUUCUGACCAAGGCUGAACGGACGCGACGUAUCCAACUGGACUUGAGAUCAAAAGGAUGCCAUACCGAAGAGGUCGAGAUUGUCAAGGAUGCCAGUGCUUUGGAAAUCACGUCUGGGGAGCCUGGUGCUAAGAGACAAAAGCUCUCACAAGCAAACAGCAUUGGCAAGGGCGAAGCAGCAGACACGGCCAUUGACGACGUUAGCACCGAAUCGGACACCGAGGACGAGUCUACGCCUAUCAAGCGCAAGCGUAAGCAUUCACCAGUCAAUCGAGAUCCCAACGCAGGAUACUUCUCCAAUCCUUAUAUCAAAGUUUUGAGGCUACAGUGGUUCGUCGACUCUCGAAGACAGGGCGCUGUCCUGCCCAUUGAACCAUAUCUUCUCUAUCAAGGUCGCCGUACCAAGACACCACAAUCGAUUUUGAAACGAGCAAGAGCAGAUGCCGAGACAAACAUAUCCUCGCCAGUUCAGCAGCGUAGUAAUCGGAAGUUAGGUCAGAUCGGCGGAGGUAGAGUCUCUGCACCUUUCCAACCUACACCGCAUACCAAAAGGGCUCACUUGUUGCAACAAACAACCUCAGAACAUGACCUAGGCCAGUCGAGCGACCUGCCUGAGCUUCCACCAUGGGUUCGGAAUGACGUCAAGUACGCUUGCCAACGUUCAACUCCAGCUGACCCGCCAAAUACACUCUUCAUCGCUCAACUCGAGAAGAUCAAGUUGGCUCGAUUGCUCACGGGUGAUGAGAUAGGUGUGCGAGCCUACAGUACCAGCAUUGCUUCGAUAGCCGCCUACCCAUACAAGCUCACAUCUGCCCGAGAAAUCUUACAACUGCCUGGUUGCGAUGCCAAGAUAGCGAAUCUCUGGGUCGAAUAUGCAAACUAUGGCAAAAUCGAAGAGGCAGAAAAGGCUGCGAAUGAUGAUGAACUCAAGGUCCAGAGGCUCUUCUACAACAUAUGGGGUGUUGGAUCUACAACGGCAAGAGACUUCUACAAGGAAAAAGGAUGGAGAGAUCUGGAUGAUGUGGUCGAGUACGGCUGGAGCACCUUGACUCGAGUCCAGCAAAUUGGUGUCAAGUUCUACGACGAAUUCUUGCUACCUAUACCGCGUUCUGAAGUUGACGACAUCGCAUCUACCAUCCACAAACAUGCCGUCAAGGUUCGUGACAAGGGCAUGCAGAGUCUAGUGGUUGGCGGGUAUCGGCGAGGCAAAGAAAAUUGUGGAGAUGUGGAUAUUAUCCUAUCUCACCCAGAUGAAGACAAGACUCUGAACAUCAUCACGGAUAUUGUGGCGAGUCUGGAGACAGAGGGAUGGAUCACACAUACUCUACUGAUCAGCACGACGACUAGUAAUCGUUCGCAGCAGACACUUCCUCUCAACUCGUCGUCAUCUCAUGGACAUGGGUUCGAUUCAUUGGACAAGGCGCUCGUGGUCUGGCAGGAUGCCAGCUUUGACUCGGGCCCCUCUGACACCAAAAAGAAGAAUCCAAACCCUCAUCGCCGGGUGGACAUCAUCAUCGCGCCUUGGAAAACGGUUGGUUGUGCAGUCAUGGGAUGGUCGGGAGGUACGACUUUCCAACGCGAUCUACGUCGCUACGUCCGACAGACGUACAAUUACAAGUUUGACUCUUCUGGAGUCAGAGAUAGGAGGACGGGAGAUGUUGUUGACGUUGAUGGGACGGCAGACACGAUGGAACAGGCAGAGAAGAAUGUGUUUGGUGCAUUGGGAUUGGAGUACAGAGAGCCUUGGGAGAGAUGCACUGGAUGA